AUGUUCUCACGCCGAAACCUCCUAGGGCUCGUGGCCACUGGCUCGUUGGUCAGCGCCGCCCCGUGCGACAUCUAUGCCUCUGGCGGGGCGCCCUGUAUCGCUGCGCACAGCACCACUCGUGCCCUGUACAGUGCCUACACUGGCCCGCUCUACCAGGUGAUUCGCGGCUCCGACAGUGCCACGACCGACAUCUCGCCGCUUUCCGCUGGUGGCGUUGCGAAUGCUGCCGCCCAGGAUACCUUCUGUUCCGGUACGACCUGUCUGAUCAAGGUUAUCUAUGACCAGUCUGGCCGUGGCAAUCACCUUACCCAGGCCCCGCCUGGCGGCUUCAACGGCCCGGAAUCCAAUGGCUACGACAACCUGGCCAGCGCUAUUGGCGCCCCCGUGACGUUGAACGGGCAAAAGGCGUACGGCGUCUUUGUCUCUCCGGGCACCGGCUACCGCAACAACGAGGUCAAUGGCAGCGCUACGGGUGAUGAGCCUGAGGGCAUGUACGCCGUGCUGGACGGCACCCACUACAACGAUGCCUGCUGCUUCGACUACGGCAACGCUGAGAUCAGCAGUAAAGAUACUGGAGCCGGCCACAUGGAGGCCAUCUACUACGGAACCAGCAAGACGUGGGGUUAUGGUUCGGGCAGCGGCCCUUGGAUCAUGGCUGAUCUCGAGAACAACCUGUUCUCUGGUCAAGCCGAGGGUCUCAACUCUGCCGACCCCUCCAUCUCCCACCGGUUUGUCACGGCCGCUGUCAAGGGCGAGCCCAACAAGUGGGCCAUCCGCGGCGCCAACGCGGCCUCCGGCUCGCUGUCGACUUACUACAGUGGCGCGCGCCCCACUGUGUCUGGCUACAACCCGAUGAGCAAGGAGGGUGCCAUCAUCUUGGGCAUCGGCGGUGACAACAGCAACGGCGCCCAGGGAACCUUUUACGAGGGUGUGAUGACCUACGGCUACCCAUCCGAUGCCACCGAGAACUCGGUGCAGGCCAACAUCGUCGCCGCCAAGUACGCCGUGACCUCGCUGACCAGCGGAAAGGCGCUCACCGUCGGUUCCUCGAUCUCGCUGCGGGCCACUACCUCCGGCUACUCGACCCGCUACAUCGCCCACAACGGCUCGGCUGUCAUUACCGAGGUCGUCUCCUCGUCCAGCUCCUCCACCCUCAAGAAGCAGGCCAGCUGGACGGUGCGUACCGGUCUGGCCAACUCCGGCUGCUUCUCUUUUGAGUCUGUCGACACCCCCGGCAGCUACAUCCGUCACUACAACUUCGGCCUCCUGCUCAACGCCAGCGACGGCUCCAAGCAGUUCAAAGAGGAUGCUACCUUCUGCCCGCAGUCCGGCAUCAACGGCCAGGGCCUUUCCAUCCGGUCCUGGAGCUACCCCACCCGCUACUUCCGUCACUAUGAGAACGUGCUCUACGUCGCUAGCAACGGUGGAGUUCACACCUUUGACUCCAAGACCUCUUUCAACGCGGACGUGACCUGGGUGGUCAGCUCCGGCUUUGCUUAA
Messenger RNA from Aspergillus homomorphus CBS 101889, 1500 nucleotides. Its product is annotated as alpha-L-arabinofuranosidase B. Bases 1 to 1500 code for a protein of 499 amino acids. The transcript has a single exon. Gene Ontology annotation, molecular function: alpha-L-arabinofuranosidase activity. Lineage: Eukaryota; Fungi; Ascomycota; Eurotiomycetes; Eurotiales; Aspergillaceae. The record is from RefSeq and is a predicted model, not a curated record. Gene Ontology annotation, biological process: arabinan metabolic process; L-arabinose metabolic process; pectin catabolic process.